This is a messenger RNA of Sinocyclocheilus rhinocerous, 591 nucleotides long. RefSeq names its product GDNF family receptor alpha-4-like. Gene Ontology annotation, molecular function: signaling receptor activity. Gene Ontology annotation, cellular component: external side of plasma membrane; signaling receptor complex. The transcript has 3 exons. Gene Ontology annotation, biological process: nervous system development. The annotation marks the transcript as partial. Lineage: Eukaryota; Metazoa; Chordata; Actinopteri; Cypriniformes; Cyprinidae. The record is from RefSeq and is a predicted model, not a curated record.
AGUCUGAGGUGGGCAUGACAACAGUGAACCGUUGUUUGGAUGCUGCUAAGGCUUGUAAUGUCGAUGAGACGUGUCAGAAACUACGCACGGAGUAUGUGUCGGCGUGCAUCGCCCCAUCAGCGCGAGCCGGGCCCUGCAACAGAGCACGCUGCAGCAAAGCACUGAGGAAGUUCUUUGACCGUGUGCCGCCUGACUACACGCACGAGCUGCUCUUCUGUCCGUGCUCCGACACGGCAUGCGCAGAACGACGGCGCCAGACCAUUGUGCCUGCGUGCUCGUAUGAAGAAAGGGAAAAACCCAAUUGCCUGGCACAACUUCGAGUUUGUGAGGCAGACUAUGUGUGCAAGUCUCGCUGGGCUCAGUUCCAGCACGACUGCCAACCCUCCGAGCUUACUGCCAGCGGCUGCCAGCAAGAAAAUUACGGAGCCUGCCUUGUUGCGUACACCGGCCUGAUAGGUAGCAUUAUCACUCCAAACUACCUAGAUAACUCUACAUCCAAUGUAGGAGCAUGGUGCUCUUGUGCGGCUAGUGGGAAUUUCCGAGAUCAGUGCAACCACUUCCUUGGCCAUUUCCAUGACAACAAUUGCUUGA